AUGUCCGAACAACUUGGUAAAGCCGUGGAAACGGUCAAGGAGUCUGUUGAAAAGGCCACAGAACAAGUGAAAAACCUUACAACACAGGAACAAAGCUCAGAACCGGUCGUUUUGGGCGAAGAUGGUCAACCACUCUCGAAGAAAGCUUUGAAAAAGCUGCAGAAAGAACAAGAGAAACAGAAAAAGAAGGAGGAGAAAGCUCGCCAGCUAGCAGAGGAAAAGGAGGCCCGCGAGCGUGAGGCGGCUGCCAACGACACCGCCAAGGAAAACUACGGACGUUUGCCCUUGAUUCAGUCCACUACAAAGUCUGGUAUCCCCCGUAUCCAGCUCGAAAACCUCACCGAAGGCGACAAUGGCAAAGAGGUCACUCUCAGAGCUCGUGUGCACAAUUCUAGACAGCAGGGUGCCACUUUGGUUUUCUUGACCUUGAGACAGCAGUCUCAAUUGAUCCAAGCGCUAGUGAAAUCCAAUGCAGAGGGCACGGUUUCGAAGCAAAUGGUCAAAUGGGCCGGAUCGGUGAACCCUGAAAGUAUCGUAUUGGUUAAGGGUAUCGUCAAGUCCGUGCAGGAACCUAUCAAGUCUGCGACAGUCCAGAACCUAGAGAUUCACAUCACUCAGAUCCACACCAUCUCCGAAACCCCACAACAGCUGCCUAUUUUGAUUGAGGACGCUUCUCGCUCUGAUGCCGAAGCUGAAGCUGCUGGUCUUCCCGUCGUCAACUUGGACACCAGGUUGGACGCUCGUGUCAUCGAUCUCAGAACUGCAACCAACCAAGCGAUUUUCAAAAUCCAAUCCGGUGUCUGCGAACUGUUCAGAGAAUUCUUGUCGAAGAGAAAGUUUGUGGAAAUUCACACUCCUAAAUUGUUAGGUGCACCAUCCGAAGGUGGCGCCAACGUAUUCGAAGUCACUUACUUCAAGGGCAAGUCCUAUUUGGCUCAAAGCCCUCAGUUCUACAAGCAAGAGUUGAUUGCCGCCGAUUUCGAACGUGUAUUUGAAGUGGCGCCAGUCUUCAGAGCUGAAAAUUCCAAUACUCAUCGCCAUAUGACCGAGUUUAUCGGUUUAGAUUUGGAAAUGGCUUUUGAAGAGCAUUACGACGAAGUUGUCGAUGUGCUAGCUGACCUGUUCGUCUUUAUUUUCACUGAGCUUAAGAUUCGCUAUGCCAAGGAAAUUGCUUUAGUCCGUAAGCAGUACCCAGUUGAGGAGUUCAAGCUACCUAAAGAUGGGAAAAUGGUUCGCCUCGCAUACAAAGACGGUAUUGCAAUGCUGAGGGCCGCUGGUAAAGAGAUUGCCGACUUGGAAGAUUUGUCAACUGAGAAUGAAAAGCAUUUGGGUGCUCUGGUUAGAGAGAAGUAUGACACCGAUUUCUACAUUUUGGACAAAUUCCCUCUUGAGAUUCGUCCCUUCUACACUAUGCCAGAUGCUACCGACGCACGCUACUCCAACUCUUACGAUUUUUUCAUGAGAGGAGAGGAAAUUCUGUCUGGUGCUCAGCGUGUGCAUGACGCCGAAUUCUUGAAAGAAAGAAUGGCUCAUCACGGUCUAUCAACCGAUGACCCUGGGCUAAAAGACUAUGUCGACUCCUUUACUUAUGGCUGUCCUCCUCAUGCUGGUGGUGGUAUUGGUCUAGAACGUGUUGUGAUGUUUUUCUUGGACUUGAAAAAUAUCAGAAGAGCGUCGCUAUUCCCAAGGGACCCCAAGAGAUUGAGACCAUGA
Messenger RNA from Lachancea lanzarotensis, 1713 nucleotides. RefSeq names its product LALA0S10e03730g1_1 (gene DPS1). The record is from RefSeq and is a predicted model, not a curated record. The transcript has a single exon. Gene Ontology annotation, biological process: aspartyl-tRNA aminoacylation. Gene Ontology annotation, cellular component: aminoacyl-tRNA synthetase multienzyme complex; cytoplasm; cytosol. Lineage: Eukaryota; Fungi; Ascomycota; Saccharomycetes; Saccharomycetales; Saccharomycetaceae. Gene Ontology annotation, molecular function: ATP binding; aspartate-tRNA ligase activity; RNA binding. The coding region runs from base 1 to 1713 and encodes 570 amino acids.